AUGUCGUCGACUUGGAUUGAUCAAGUCAGGUCGUCACACAACCUGCAACUAGCGGCCACAGCAGUUGCUUCUGGAUUGUUGGUUGGAAGUGCGAUUUUGGGGCUGCAGAAGGCGAAGCAACAAUAUCGCGUUUCUGAUCUCAAGAGCUCGAUUCCUGAUCUUGACAAAGACGAGAAUGUUAUCCAAGUAUGUAUCUUCGAAAAAUGUCUGACAUCAAAAGUACUAAUUUCUGUUGUAGNNAUAAACAAUUUUGGUGGUGCAGUGCAAGAUGGCUCAAAGCUAUCGAAGGAGGAUGAGAGAGGUGCUGCUCUUGCUACAAGGGCCCGCUUGGGCGACUACGAUGAAGGUGAGUAUGUUUCGCAAGGCACAAGAGCAAACAUUCUGACAAAAGUAUGUANNGAAUUGAUCCUGGAACAACUGGCUCGCAACCGUGUCUUUCUCACUGAUGACGGCCUAAAGAAGCUGCGCAAUGCAUUCAUCAUCAUCGUUGGAGUCGGUGGUGUAGGUUCUCAUGCCGCUGCCGCCCUCGCCAGAUCUGGAGCUGGAAAACUACGAAUCAUUGAUUUUGAUCAGGUCACUCUUUCCUCUUUGAACAGACACGCGGUGGCCACCCUGGCAGACGUGGGAACGCCAAAGGUACACUGUCUCCGCAAGCGCCUCGAGCAAAUCACACCCUGGACACACUUCGACUGCAGAAACGAACUCUUUGUCGGCUCGACAGCAGAAGCUCAACUAGCACCUUGGACAGAUGGCCACAAGCCCGACUUUGUCAUCGACGCCAUCGACAACAUUGACAGCAAGGUCGAUCUCCUCGCCUACUGCCACAAGCACGACAUUAAAGUCAUCUCCUCCAUGGGCGCGGGCUGCAAAUCAGACCCUACCCGUGUCUUCCUCGGCGACAUCUCCACUAGCACAGACGAUCCUCUCUCGCGAUCCACACGACGAAGACUACGUGCCAAAGGCGUCAAGGACGGCAUUCCCGUCGUCUUCUCCAGCGAAAAGACUGCACCUGGCAAAGCCCAACUGCUGCCUCUCUCCGAUGAAGAACACGCAAAAGGCAGUGUCGGCGAACUCGGCGUGCUCCCAGAAUUCAGAGUCAGAAUCUUGCCCGUGCUGGGAACCAUGCCCGCAAUCUUUGGUCUCUGCGUGGCUAACCAUGUCAUGCUGGCCAUAAGCGGUUACCCUCACGAAUACCUGCCUUCUAAAUCAAGAGAUAAGAUGUACGAUGGCAUUUUGGCUAGUUUACAAGGCUCAGAGGAGCGUGUAGCUCGCCACAUGUCUCUCGACCCACUCGGCCUACGCAUCCCCAUCACACAAGAAGACGUCGGUUACGUGGUGGAAGAAGUCUACCGUGGCCGCAGUGUCGUCAGCGGUCUAGCCAGCCGACUCGCACUCGUGCGUUGGCGUAAGCCUGAAGGCCAAUUCAUCGAUACCAGCAUCGCCGGGCAAAAGAGCUCGAACAUUGCAGUCAAAGAUCUGGUUUGCAUGACCAAGGACGAGGUUACACAGCAUGAGAAGUUGGUGCUCAAGGGUGACAAGACUCCUGAAGAGGUCUACGAUGCACAGGUUAUCAAGUUGGUUGAGGAGAGGAUGAAGGAGGAGGCCAAGUAUCGUGAUUUGAGGUAG
Molecule: messenger RNA, 1626 nt
Organism: Aureobasidium uvarum
Lineage: Eukaryota; Fungi; Ascomycota; Dothideomycetes; Dothideales; Saccotheciaceae
Source: the annotation of a GenBank genome assembly